Monopterus albus (swamp eel) is the source of this 1209-nucleotide messenger RNA. RefSeq names its product melatonin receptor 1A a (gene mtnr1aa). The annotation marks the transcript as partial. Gene Ontology annotation, biological process: G protein-coupled receptor signaling pathway. Gene Ontology annotation, molecular function: melatonin receptor activity. The record is from RefSeq and is a predicted model, not a curated record. Lineage: Eukaryota; Metazoa; Chordata; Actinopteri; Synbranchiformes; Synbranchidae. The transcript has 2 exons. Gene Ontology annotation, cellular component: plasma membrane.
GUGAUUAUUGUCAGUGACUCAUGUGUUUUCCCUUGUCUCUCCUUGUCUGUAGGGAACAUCUUUGUGGUGAGCCUGGCAGUGGCAGACCUUGUGGUGGCCAUCUACCCGUACCCUCUGGUCCUCACCUCCAUAUUCCACAAUGGCUGGAAUCUGGGUUAUGCCCACUGCCAGAUCAGCGAUCAGCGCAGUGGUGUCAGUGUCAUUGGCUCCAUUUUUAAUAUCACUGGAAUCGCCAUCAAUCGAUACUGUUACAUCUGCCACAGCCUCAAGUACGAUAAACUGUACAGUGACAAAAACUCUGUCUGUUAUGUAAUGAUAAUCUGGGCACUGACUGUAGUGGCCAUCGUGCCCAACCUAUUUGUGGGUUCACUUCAGUAUGACCCACGAAUUUACUCCUGCACUUUUGAGCAGUCGGCCAGCUCAGCGUACACUAUCACAGUGGUUUUCUUUCACUUUAUUUUGCCCAUUAUGAUUGUCACCUACUGCUACCUGCGCAUCUGGAUACUGGUUAUACAGGUGAGAAGACGUGUCAAACCGGACAAUCGGCCCAAGCUAACGCCACAUGAUGUUAGAAACUUUGUCACCAUGUUUGUAGUGUUUGUGCUCUUUGCUGUGUGCUGGGCACCGCUCAACUUCAUUGGCCUGGCUGUGGCAAUCAAGCCACACAUAGUGGUUCCCCUCAUCCCCGAGUGGUUAUUUGUGGCCAGCUACUUCAUGGCCUACUUCAACAGCUGCCUUAAUGCCAUUGUAUAUGGUGUACUGAACCAGAAUUUCCGGCGCGAGUACAAGCGCAUUGUUGUUUCAGUGUGCACGGCACGAAUCUUCUUUCAGGACAGUUCUAAUGAUGCAGGGGAGAGGCUCAAGAGUAAACCGUCACCACUGAUGACGAACAAUAACCAGGUCAAGGUGGACUCUGUUUGAGACGGAACUCAGAGGAAUACGGAGCAGACAAACAAAUAAGUUGUGGCUGAGAAACAGAAAAAAGAGUGAGGAAAAUACCAAAUAUAUAACCUCCAACCUGUUCACAAACCGUCAUAUGGUGCUAUCUGACCACUGAACAACAAAACAGGGGCGCAUAUUGUCUGUCUUUUAUGAUGCACUUUUGUGUGACUCUGUAGCACCAUAAAUAUAUGAUGUCUGUUUUGUUUUCUUGUUUACAGUGUGAUAUAAAUGUAUCACGCAUUAUGUAAGUAUUUAUUUUGUAAAAUG